Messenger RNA from Anolis sagrei ordinatus, 4939 nucleotides. RefSeq names its product interleukin 1 receptor associated kinase 4 (gene IRAK4). Gene Ontology annotation, biological process: protein phosphorylation; signal transduction. Gene Ontology annotation, molecular function: protein serine/threonine kinase activity; magnesium ion binding; ATP binding. NCBI's taxonomy places the organism in Eukaryota, Metazoa, Chordata, Lepidosauria, Squamata, Anolidae. The record is from RefSeq and is a predicted model, not a curated record.
UUGCAGUUUCUCAAAUCAUUUCUGACAUGAAAAAAAUACUGCCCAAAGUUAUUUCUAUUUUUCAUAAUAUUGUGCAUGAGACAUAGAUUGGGUACACUGAACCAUCAGAAAGCAAAGGGGCCUCUGUUUUAGCCACCCAUGAGAUAAUCUUGAAUCUUGGAGUAUUUUUGGAUUUUGGAGUUCCAUAUAUGUUCUAGAGAAGUGUUGUGAAAUGACAUGAGAAACUUUGUGACUUUGGUUCAACAGUGUGAGCAGUGUGCAUGACUGCACAAUCAUGGCGAUUCGAACACCUAACAUAAAAUGAAACUGGCAAUGAACAAGCCUGUAACGCCUUCAACAUAUGUGCGCUGCCUCGGCUAUAGCAUGGUGAAGCAACUGGCAGAUUUUGUUGAUCCGCAAGAAGGAUGGAAGAAAUUAGCAGUAGACAUCAAAAAUCCCUCUGGAGAUAACAGAUACAACCAAAUGCAUAUAAGGAGAUUUGAAGCACUUCAGCAAAUAGGAAAGAGCCCUACCUGUGAAUUACUUCAUGACUGGGGUACAUUAAACUGCACAGUUAGUGAUUUGGUGGACUUGCUGGUUAAGAAUCAGUUUUUGGCACCAGCCAGACUUCUUCUUCCAGAUGCUGUGAAGGUGAAAAAAAAUAUUUCAGUGCCUUUACCCUUCCAAGAAACAAUGUGUCUAAAUGAAAAAGAAGCUCCUUUGGGGGAAAAGCAAAUGGCAUCUCUGCCCCCUCUCUCAGAUCCAGUCAGAGAGCUUGUAAUGCCAGUUUCUUGUGGUCUGAGUACUGAGGAGAGUGGCUCACUUUUGAACAGCACCAGAUUACAGAUUUUUCACUUUCAUGAGCUGAAAAGCUUUACAAAUAACUUUGAUAACAGACCAGUGUCAGCUGGUGGCAACAAGAUUGGUGAAGGAGGCUUUGGAGUGGUAUACAAAGGGUGCACCAAUGGCAGAACAGUGGCAGUGAAAAAACUGACGGCUCUCGCCGAUGAAAGUAUUGAUGAUCUGAAAAAACAGUUUGAACAAGAAAUAGCAAUAAUGGCAAAGUGUCAGCAUGAGAAUCUAGUAGAAUUGCUUGGCUUCUCAAAUGACUUUGAUCAGCCUUGCCUUGUCUCUGACUAUAUGCCUAAUGGCUCAUUGCUUGACAGAUUAGCUUGUCUGGAUAACACACCACCAAUUCCAUGGAAAACAAGAUGCAAUAUUGCACAAGGUGCAUCAAAUGGAAUCUGCUUUUUACAUGAAAAUAAUCACAUUCACCGUGAUGUUAAAAGUGCAAAUAUCUUACUAACGGAGAGAUUUGUGCCGAAACUUUCUGACUUCGGACUCUCAAGGGCCUCAGUUAAAUUAACACACACCAUCCUAACAGAGAGAAUAGUGGGAACAGCAGCCUAUAUGGCUCCGGAGGCUUUGCGAGGAGAGAUCACUCCUAAAUCAGACAUCUUCAGCUUUGGAGUGGUGUUACUUGAAAUUAUAACCGGGCUUACUCCUGUGGAUGAAAAUCGAGAUCCCCAGUUACUGCUUACUAUCAAAGAGGACAUUGAAGAUGAAGAGAAGACGCUUGAAGAUUAUAUUGAUGAAAAGAUGAGUAGUUGGAGUAUUGAAUCAAUUGAACAGAUGUAUUCAAUUGCUUGCCAGUGUCUGAAUGAGAAGAAGAACCGGAGGCCAGAUAUUAAGAUGGUCAAGCAGCAUUUAGAAGAAAUGAUGAUUGAAUAAGUUCUCUUUUUAUGGCCUGGCCUUGUUAUCUAAAAGAACUAUGUUUUUUCAUAGAUGAACUUGUUUCUCUUUGUCCCUUCAGCAUUGAAUGUCAACCUGCCAUUUUGAUGGGUUUUUAUAUUUGUGACCCUGUUCUUGUUGUCUUCUUUCCUGUACCAUAGAAUCGGAGUAGACAAAUGUGUUUCAUGAGUUCCAUGCCAUCUGAGCAGCACCUUUUUGUGACUUGGUUUUUUCCUCCUCCUUUAAAGUUAAAUACCUUAAAGCCUUAUUCAAAUGUUUGCUGGUAAUGUCUAUGGACUAUUGUUUCAUGUCUACUGACGCCCAAGAAGCUACAGAAUUAAACUUUAUAGAUUUGGUGAGCAUUGUUAAUUACAGAAAUGGCAUAAGCAUGAAAAAAUAGGAAGGAAUCCUUGUCUUCUCAGGCAUCAGUUGUUAAGAACAUCUGCACCCGGGGAGAUGCUCACAAACAGUUACUAGGCAUUGGGAACAUGUCCCUCAAAGUCAAGUGUGAUGGCUGACCACACAUAAGGUAUUUAGACUAAAUCAGUGGUUCUUAACCUGUGGGUCCCCAGAUGUUUUGGCCAUCAGCUCCCAGAAAUUCUAACAGUGGGUAAACUGGCUGGGAUUUCUAGGAGUUGUAGUCCAAAACACCUGGGGACCCACAGGUUGAGAACCACUGGACUAAAUAGAAAUAUAAAAACAUGCAUAAAUAAAGAGACUUUGCAUAUAUACAUAUAUAGCACUCCCUGAAUCAGUUUCAGCACAAAGUUGUACUUUGGUGCUGCACCAGCACUCUUUGGGUAAGAAGUUAAAACGGUGUCAAACUGCAUUAAUUAUACAGUGUAGAUGCAGCCUUAAUCUACAGUAGAAAUGUAGAAAGAAAAUUCUGUUUUUUCCUUUUUCUUUGUUCCACAAACCCAUAAUUGUUAGAUUUUCUACACCUGUGCAUCAAUAACAUUAGCGAUAAGAGGGCAUGAAAACUAUGUAGCAAAAUAGCAGGUUGACAUUCAAUGCCAUUAUUAAGUAUAUUUUAUCUCAACCCCAUUUAUUUAAUUUUUUUCAUGUCAGGAGUGACUUGAGAAACUGCCCCAGGUGGUGCAAUGAGUUAAACCCUUGUGCCGGCAGAACUGAAGACCGACAGGUUGGAGGUUCGAAUCUGAGGAGAGCGCAGAUGAGCUCCCUCUAUCAGCUCCAGCACCCCAUGCGGGGACAUGAGAGAAGCCUCCUACAAGGAUGAUAAAACAUAAAACCAUCCAGGCAUCCCCUGAGCAGCAUCCUUGCAGAUGGCCAAUUCUCUCACACCAGAAGCUAUUUAUUUAAAUAAGAUGUUUUUAAUAAUGGCAGGAUGACAAUAUGAACUGCAAGAGAAUAUUUUAGGGUAGAGUGCUUCUGUCUAACAUUCCAACCAUUCUAUUCCAUCCUCUCUAUUUUUCAUUUUUCAUUCAAAAGUCAGUAUUCAUGCUGAUUGAGCCUCCUCAGAUCUAACUGGGCUGCUUUUAUGGUACAGUGAGCACAUUAUAAUAUUUCUUCCUAAAAUUCUACUUCUGUUAAUCUUUUCCUGAACCUGCUGAUACCUCCCUCUUGAAUUGUGGUACAAGUUGUACAAUUCUGGCUCUAUAACUAUUGAACUCGCAAUUUGAACGUCAGAUAAGUGAUUUAACUUUAAGGGUCUAUUCAAUCAAUUGGUGUAAUUAAAUAAGAAGGUUGGUGAAGUUGGUGAAAUCAUUUUAAGUGCAACUGUGUAGCAGUUAUCCAGAAAGUUUGUGUUUCCUUUAGUGUUAAUUUGAAAUAAUAUGUAUUAUUCCAAUUUGAGUAACAUUCAGCUCCCUGUUUUCUUUCAUUUCAACUAGUGAUGCUGUUUAGAAAUGGUAUAAGUUUCUAUACCAGGCAUGGGCAAACUAAGGCCUGGUGGGUGGAUGUGGCCCUCUGAGCACUUACCUCAGACCCUGUUCAAUUUCCCUGUCCUCUUGUAUAAGGACACAAUGGCCUGCCGCAUCCUUCUGCCAAAAAGAUGAGGAGGAGGGCACACAGCAGCUGAGAGCCCUCUGGAGCUCUCUCAGCCACUGCAUGUCUUGCCCUUCUCUCAGCAUAAUGAUGGUGCAAAUGGCCCCGUCCUUAUGCCAGGAGGACGGCUCAAGGAAGGCAUGCAGUGGCUGAAAGCCCUCCAGAGCAAUCUCAGCCACCUCCUGUCUCGCCCUUCUCCCGGCAUAAUGCCAAUAGCAUAGCUCAAGGAUCAGGGAUGAAGGAUUGGGGCAGUCACCGCAUGUUCCGCCUUCCUCCUGGCAUAAAGAUGUGGUUACCAGCCCUGUCCUUAUGCCAGGAGGACAACCUGAGGAUGACUCAGGCCCUGCUCUGCCAACUCCUGGCCCUGCCCUCUCCUGGGCCCUCCUUCUCUCAGACCUGCUCUGCCCAGCGCGUGCCCAGCUGCCCUUCCUCCAGGUCCAGCUCGGCCCUUCUGGCCAAACCCGCAAUGCAGCCCCAAAGUAAAAAAAGUUUGCCUAUGCCUGUUCUAUACACUAGCAGUUAUAUUGGCCAGAGCACAGAAGGAGGAAUGAUCAGAAUCUAUUGUCCCUAAAGCAUUCCAGUAAAAUAGGCUUAACAAAGUUGGUUGCAGGAUUCUUUUUGUUAUAAUUGUCUUUGCUCUUUUGCUGUGCUAAAAUUAUGUCCAGUUUCUACAUUUGCAACUGUGCCAGUCUUUAAAAAGAAAUUUAGUUUUGUAUACUGAACACAACUUAUUUUUGAGUAAGUUAUUUGAGAUCCUGCUAAAAAUAUCAACAGCUGAAAGCAAGACAGCUGUGAUAAACAAAGCUUAAUACUGUGGAGGCACCAUAGAUUUUUUUUCUCCAUCCUGUGAACUAUACUAAUGAUGAUGAUUACUUAUUCUGUUUUGUAUGAAAUGCAGAAAUUAGACCAUAUGAUUCUAUCAAUGGAAACUGGAGUAAAUCUUCUCAGUGGAGAAAAACCAACUUGUUAAAAUGAAUAUACGUGGCACCUUGUGAAUUGGCGGCAGUUAGAUUUAUCUACUGUUGUUUUAAAAUUGUAUUAUUUUGAUUUUAUGCUGCAUAUGUUGACAGGGGUUGUUGUUAUAAUUUCAUGUGACUUGUUUUAUUCUUUUUUACCGUUUUUACCUGUUGUAUGUUAUAUGUGCACCCUGGAGUGCCUUGUAAGCCAUCCCAAGUCCCUUUGGGGAGAUGGUGGCGGGAUAUAAAUAAAGAUUAAUAAUAAUAAU